UUUGUAGAAAAUGUCGAAAGCACAUCCGCCAGAGUUGAAAAAGUACAUGGACAAGCGGCUUUCGCUGAAGCUCAAUGGAGGACGAGUUGUUUCCGGCAUCCUGCGUGGUUUCGAUCCUUUCAUGAACGUUGUGGUAGAUGAAUCGAUCGAGGAGUGUAAGGAUGGCACUCGCAACAACAUCGGAAUGGUGGUCAUUCGGGGCAACAGUAUCAUCAUGGUAGAGGCAUUAGAAAGGAUAUAGUUAGGUGCUGGGAU
Molecule: messenger RNA, 255 nt
Organism: Anopheles maculipalpis
Lineage: Eukaryota; Metazoa; Arthropoda; Insecta; Diptera; Culicidae
Gene: SNRPG
Product: probable small nuclear ribonucleoprotein G
Exons: 3
Coding region: 11-241 (76 amino acids)
Biological process (GO): mRNA splicing, via spliceosome; spliceosomal snRNP assembly
Cellular component (GO): precatalytic spliceosome; U5 snRNP; U1 snRNP
Molecular function (GO): RNA binding
Source: RefSeq, a predicted model, not a curated record